GUUAGGUUAUGAAAACGGAAAAACAUCUAAAUAAACUCUUUUAUAAAGUAUACAAAUUAAAUAUACAUAUAGACAUCUAAAGAAACUAUUUUAUGAAAUAAUGUGAAGGAAUUAAGGAAAUAUUACUUUAUUUAAAAUGUUCCACACAAGGAUUUAUAAAAGGUAUUCUUCAUUUAAUAUACUCACUAGAUCAUAUUCAAGAGGCGUUAAAGAUUAUUUAAGAAAAAAUCCUGAAUUGUUAGAAAUAAAACAAUAUAUUCCAGAUAAAUAUCUGAAAACUUCUUCAAAAAUUGCUAAUGAAUAUCUGUAUUUGAUUUGUCCUAACGCAGCUCAUAAAAUUGCUGAUCAUGUAGUUAGUGCAGCUACAGACAAUCAAAUUAUUGCUGAAACUAAUACAGGUUUAGGUCUAAUAACUACAGAACUUCUAGAAAAAGGUAUAAAGAAAGUACGAAUGUAUGAAUCAUGUUCUGAAUUUCGAGUAGAUUUAAAAAACUUUGCAACGGUAUACCCUGGUAGAGUGGAAUUGUUUAUAAAAAAUUUGUUUCACUUAUCAAGAUUUACCUAUAUGGAUAAACAAGAUGGGAUGAAUCGAGUAAGCUCUCUUCUUAAAGGUGUGCCUAGAAAAGCUUGGACUGAUGAUCCAGCUAUAACAGUAAUAGGCACCAUGCCAAAUUUGAGAUUUUUAAGAUAUUUAAUGGCAUCUUUGGCACUUCAAUCAGGACCUGUAUUAUAUGGCAGAAUGCAGUUAUAUGCAAUAAUGAAAAAAACUCAUUAUCAAACAUUGACUGCAACUCCAAAACAAAAUUUGAGACUGUAUCGGCAUACCACAGUACUUUUUCAACUUUUAUUUGAUUAUGAGACAUUGGAAACUUUUCCUAGGAAUAUAUUUUUACCAUGGGAAAAGGUUACACAAAAGCCAAAUUUACAGGAUGAAGAAACGGUUUUAAUAAAAAUUAAUUUCAAGAAGAACUUAGGCAUUCCUACAGGACAAAUAUUGUCGUUGUUUCAUUUUGUUAAGCAGUUUUUCCGUACCGGAAAUAAUAUAGUUAUACCAACAAUGGAAAAAUGGGUACCCGAUUGUGGAUUAAAUAUUUUAAUGCCAAAAUUGGAACAUGAUUUUGACUAUUUUUCUGAUAUCAACAUUUUUACCAAGUUUCGAGAAUUAGAACCUCCACAAAUUUUAGCUCUAUUUAGGGAAAUGAUUAAUACACCAACAUAUGCUGGUAGCCCUUUUACAGCCAUGGUUGAAAAUGAAUUAAUAAAAACUGAAACCACAGAAACAGGUAUAACUGAAGCUGUUUUACAAAAGGCUUUGACAAAGGAUGCAGAAACUCUCAACUAUCAAGAUGACUUUGACUAAAGCCCAAAUAGAAUUGAAUGUGGUUAUCAUUUUUGAAAAGAUACUGCCAAGGUGGAGUUUAUAAGUAUUUGAAAACAAUCUUUUGAGUUAAAUGACUAAAGAAGAAACAUUUUAUAUGAAUAAAAAGCUCAACAAGUUCUGUUUUAAUAAUUUAUUUUAUUAUAUUUGUAAAAUAAAAGAAUCUUAUUAUCUAAUAUUUACUUUUUAUUUAAAUUCUAUCUAAUUUUGAUAGUACUUUCAUCAAAAUACUUAUUAUACUUUUUCCAUCCAUAUCGUUUUUUGGGAUCUUUCUUACUAUUUGCUGGAGUUAGAUUUGGCAUUAAACCUAAAACAGAGCAUAAUUUUCUAAAAUAACACAUUUUAUUUGCAGUGAUAAGGUAAAUAAAAAAGUGGCAAAAAAUAUGUAUCAAUUCUUGCAUAUAUACCAUCAGCUCUUCUCAAAAAAUGAAUAGUUUACAUUGGGAAAAUUGGUAUUGCUGAAAGUUUAAAAGGGAGAUUAAAAAUUGCCAAUCUGAUAAGUUUUAUACAGUGAUGACGUAAAUCAAGUGCCAAUCAACUCUAGUUUUUUUAACAAAUAUCAGGAAGUAAAUGGAAAAAAAUUUGAACACCUGUAAUAAUUUCUAGUUCAUUAUUGUUAUAAUUUAUUAAUUUUGAUGAUGUAAUAGAAUACUUUCUUUUUUAUUUUAUUCAAAAUUGUUGUGUAACAAAAGAGCAGCAUGACCCCUCUUGCUAUUUAAAAAAAUGGAGGAGCCACUGUUAUGUAGAGGGGAUGAAAGAGAGGCAGAUUAAAAUAAUAAACAAAGGGUGUUUUAAAUAACAGUUUACUGGGAAUAAGGAAAUAUCAGGACUGUAUUUUAUAUUUUAUUUCAAAGUGAGUAUAUAAAAAAGCUCUGGCAAUACUGAUUUAAAGGUUUGAAAUGAAACAUGUUCUACAAAGAGGAAUAAAUGAUUAAUCUUAGUGGAGGUUUGUAAGGACUAUAAGGCAACAAAAAAAUAUUACAUGUCCGUUUUUAACUUGUGAU
Psylliodes chrysocephalus is the source of this 2382-nucleotide messenger RNA. Lineage: Eukaryota; Metazoa; Arthropoda; Insecta; Coleoptera; Chrysomelidae. The record is from the annotation of a GenBank genome assembly.